AUGAGCCGCCAGCCCGAGCGCCCCACGGCCUCGGCAGCCCCCGCGGCCUCCACGCCCUUGCACCGGCCCAUCAAGGGCAUCCUGAAGAAGAGGAACUCUGCAGCCUCCCCCGUGGCGGCCGCGGCCGACCAGCCCCGCCGGAGCGUCGACGAGGAGCUGAGGAAGAAGUCCCAGAAGUGGGACGAAAUGAACAUCCUGGCAACCUACCACCCAGCUGGCAAAGACUACGGUUUGAUGAGAGUGGAUGAGCCAAGCACGCCCUACCACGCCAUGAUGGGUGACGACGAGGAGGCCUACAGCGAUUCGGAAGGCAGCGAGGCCUUGGCCCCAGAGGUCCUGGCUAAGAAAUUAGCGGCGGCUGCUGCUGCUGCCGCCGCGGGGGGCUCGGAGACCAAGUCUGGGGCUCGGGAGCAAGGAAGCAGCGGGGAGGAAGACGACGGCCUCUCCCCGGAAGAGCGAGAAAGGAAGCGGCUGUUCGAAAUAAAGAGGAAGCUUCACUACAACGAGGCCGUGAACAUUAGAUUAGCCAAGCAGUUACUUGCAAAAGAACUGCGCGACGAGGACGACGACGAGGACGAAGAGGAAAUGUCAGAGACUGCAGGCAGCAUGAAUAUUGAAGCGUCGAGUCAAGGCUCGGCGGGAAGUGACCCUCUGCAACACAGGUCACAAAGUCCAUAA
This is a messenger RNA of Psammomys obesus (fat sand rat), 678 nucleotides long. Its product is annotated as protein phosphatase inhibitor 2-like. Gene Ontology annotation, biological process: regulation of signal transduction. The record is from RefSeq and is a predicted model, not a curated record. Gene Ontology annotation, molecular function: protein phosphatase inhibitor activity. Bases 1 to 678 code for a protein of 225 amino acids. NCBI's taxonomy places the organism in Eukaryota, Metazoa, Chordata, Mammalia, Rodentia, Muridae. The transcript has a single exon.